This is a messenger RNA of Lipotes vexillifer (Yangtze River dolphin), 2775 nucleotides long. It is a transcript of the gene PUS7L, whose product is annotated as pseudouridine synthase 7 like. Gene Ontology annotation, cellular component: nucleus. Gene Ontology annotation, molecular function: pseudouridine synthase activity; RNA binding. The record is from RefSeq and is a predicted model, not a curated record. The transcript has 9 exons. NCBI's taxonomy places the organism in Eukaryota, Metazoa, Chordata, Mammalia, Artiodactyla, Lipotidae. The coding region runs from base 71 to 2179 and encodes 702 amino acids. Gene Ontology annotation, biological process: pseudouridine synthesis.
CUUCCGGUCAUGCGCACAGCGUAGUGCAGAGGAAUACCUUCAACUGGACGUGAGGCAUUGUUAUUUGAGAAUGGAAGAGGAUACAGAUUUUAGAAUCAGGUUUAGUUCUUUGUGUUUCAUUACAGAUCACGUUGGAUUUCAUGGCACCAUAAAAAGCUCACCAAGUGACUUUGUUGUUAUUGAGAUUGAUGAACAGGGACAGUUAGUUAAUAAAGCCAGUGAUGAACCUAUUUACAAGGUUAAUAAAAUACUACCUGGGCCAAAUAAUUUGGCUAAAAAAACAAACCUAGAUCCUCAAAAUUUAUCCUUUGAAGAGAGAAGCAAUCAAGAAGUCAGUACUUUGGCUGGGUGCUCUGGUGAUGACCAAAAUUAUGAGCCUGGUUCAGAAAAGGAAGAUACUAUCGAAGAUGGAACUUCCAAAGGUGAAGAAGAAAACAUUGAUGUAUUAGGAUCCUUGUUAGAUGAAAAAACUAAUGAAUUACUGAAUCAGUUUGCCUGUGAUGUAAAAGAGAAGUGGAAUUCUAAACCUGAACUAAUUGGACCAUCUCCUGAAUUCUCAUUAGGUAGAAUCCUUGACAAAAACCAGAGGGCUAUUUUGCAUAGUGCUAUUAGGCAGAAAUUUCCUUUUUUAAUAACUGUAGGAAAAAACAGUGAAAUUGUUGUAAAACCAAAUCUUGAGUAUAAAGAACUCUGUCACUUGGUAUCUGAAGAAGAAGCAUUUGACUUUUUUAAAUAUUUAGAUGCAAAGAAAGAAAAUUCCAAAUUUACCUUUAAACCUGAUAUAAACAAAGAUCACAGAAAGGCUGUCCACCAUUUUAUCAACAAAAAGUUUGGAAAUCUUGUGGAGACCAAAUCUUUUCCUGAACCGAAUUAUAAUGCUAAUAAUCCAAAUGUAGUGAUAACAGUAAGAUUUCGGGAAAAAGCACACAAGCACAGGAAAAGAUCUCUUCAUGAAUGCCAGGAAAGAAAAGUUAUAUACACAGCCUUUACCCUACGAAAAGAAAAUCUGGAAAUGUUUGAAGCAGUUGGUUUUUUAGCUAUCAAACUUGGAGUGAUUCCUUCGGAUUUUAGUUAUGCAGGACUUAAAGACAAGAAAGCCAUCACUUAUCAAGCAAUGGUUGUUAGAAAAGUGACACCAGAGAGGUUGAAAAAUAUUGAAAAAGAAAUUGAAAAGAAAAGAAUGAAUGUGUUUAAUAUUCGGUCUGUAGAUGAUUCCCUUAGACUCGGUCAGCUCAAAGGAAAUCACUUUGAUAUUGUCAUCAGAAAUUUAAAAAAUCAAAUAAAUGAUUCUGCAAACCUGAGAGAGAGAAUUUUGGAGGCAGUAGAAAAUGUUAAGAAUAAAGGGUUUGUGAAUUACUACGGACCACAGAGAUUUGGGAUGGGAAGGAAAGUUCACACAGACCAAAUUGGAUUGGCUUUGCUGAAGAGUGAAAUGGUGAAGGCUGUACAAUUAUUUCUUACACCAGAAGAAUUGGAUGAUCCUGUAAAUAGAGCAAAGAAAUAUUUUCUUCAGACUGAGGAUGCUAAAGGCACACUUUCACUGAUGCCUGAAUUCAAAGUUCGGGAGAGAGCAUUGUUGGAGUCCUUGCAUCGCUUUGGCGUGACAGAGGAGGGCUGUAUCCAGGCAUGGUUCUCUUUCCCCCAUUCCAUGCGCAUAUUCUAUGUUCAUGCAUAUAGCAGCAAAAUCUGGAAUAAGGCAGUAUCUUACAGACUUGCAACCUAUGGAUCAAGAGUGGUGGAGGGUGAUUUGGUCUGUUUGGAUGAAGAUAUUGAUGAUGAGCAUUUACCGAGUAGUAAAGUUCAUCUAGUAACUGAAGAAGAGGAAUCAGCUAAUACCUAUGCAAUACAUCAGGUGGUUCUUCCAGUGCUUGGAUACAAUAUUCAGUACCCAAAGAACAAACUAGGGAAGUGGUACCAGGAAGUACUCAGCAGAGAUGGACUACAGACAUGUAGAUUUAAAAUACCUACUCUGAAACUGAAUGUUCCAGGAUGCUAUAGAAAGAUUUUGAAACAUCCCUGUAAUCUCUCAUACCAACUAAUAGAAGACCAUGAUAUUGAUGUCAUGAAGGAAGAUUCCCACAUCGAUGAAGCAACUUUAUCUCUUUUGAUCUCUUUCGAUCUUGAUGCUUCGUGUUAUGCUACCGUUUGUCUGAGGGAAAUAAUGAAGCAUGACUUUUAAAACUGAUCCCCUUAAUAUAAUCGUGUAUGUGCCACUUUUUAAAGGAAAGGGAGCUAAAGUUUCUUGAGCAUCUACCAUGUGCUAGGAGCAUUAUAAUUGUUAUCUCCUUUAAUUACACAACAUCCUGAUGAAGUAGGAAUUUGAUACUAACAUUCCAGAGGACGUAUAGCUAGUAAGUGGCAGCAUCUGAGUUGAAGACUCCAAAGCCUUUGUUCUUUCUAUUAUCUAAUAUCUCGGUGACCUUUAGACUGUGCUAUAAAAGUUAGUCUUUCUGGACUGUUAGGAGCCUGUAAUACUACAGGAUGACAUUAAAAAAGAUAACAUUAAAGAAAAACAUUUUUGGAGUAAUGUUUAUAUCUUCAAGCUCCUUGCUUAGAAUGUAGAUGAAACUAGGUUGUAAUGAAAACAGGGUUGGAAAGAUAGAUGAAGCAUUUUGUUAAUUAUUGCCAUUCUCUCCUGUUUUUGAAAUUAUUGAUCAGAACAGUACAUCAGGAAAAUAUAAUCCCUCUAUUUAUGAUAGCUACCCUUUAUGAGGUAAAUAAUCUUUGAUGAAUAUUGAAAUAAAAUUUUUCCUACAGUUUCUUUAUCUUGACAUA